CACUCCCCCACAUUUAUCAAACACAUUCACUUUAUCACCUUUUUCUCUUCAUCAUCUCACCAUCAAAUCAAAAUCACAAAACACACAAAAACAUUCUCUUCCAAAUAUGAAACUCGCCAAACUUAAUCCAAAACGUUUCUUCAUCAGAUCCAAAGACCGUUCCACAGUUUCCAAAUCCCCCACUUCUUCCUUCGGAUCUGCUUCCUCUUCUUCCGGCCAAGACUGUAUUAUUAUUAACAAAUCCUGUAACGGAGGAGAAGGAGGCGGUUCCGUUACGCCUACUAGCAUUCUCCCUGAGGUUUCUUGCAACCCUUCUCCUCCUCCUUACUCAUACGUCGAGAUCCUCCAAGCGUUUAAGCUGAUCGACAGAGACAACGAUGGAGCCAUCUCUAGACACGAUCUUGAGUCGUUGCUUACCCGUCUCGGUCCUGAUCCAUUGACGGAGGAUGAGAUCAACGUUAUGAUCAAAGAAGUUGGUUGCGAGGAGGGAGACGACGGUACCAUCCGUUUAGAAGAGCUUGCGAGCCGUGUAGUACUCUCUUUGGAUCCGUCUCGUGACUCUGCUGAGAUGAAGGAGACGUUCGAGUUCUUUGACGCGGAUCGUGACGGUUUGAUCUCAGCUGAGGAGCUUCUUAGAGUCUUUUCGACUAUAGGAGAUGAGCGGUGCACGUUAGAUGAUUGUAAGCGUAUGAUAGCUGAUGUUGACGAGGACGGUGACGGUUUCGUUUGCUUCACUGAGUUCUCACGAAUGAUGAUGGAUCUUCAGCGUUGAUCUCUCUCUCUUUCUCUUCUUCGUUUUUUUUUUUUUUUGCUUACUCUGUUUCUUUUUUGUGGUUCUUUUGCUAUGAAGAAGCUCUUUUUGCCCUUUGUUUUAGGGUUAUGACUUAUGAGUAUGAGUAUCGUUUGUUUUUUCUUGAGAUUAGUAGAUGUUUAUAUUCUGGAAUCUGAAUGAAGUGAUGGAUGCAAUAUGAGACUGAUCUUUCCACUUA
Molecule: messenger RNA, 989 nt
Organism: Camelina sativa (false flax)
Lineage: Eukaryota; Viridiplantae; Streptophyta; Magnoliopsida; Brassicales; Brassicaceae
Product: putative calcium-binding protein CML36
Molecular function (GO): calcium ion binding
Source: RefSeq, a predicted model, not a curated record